UCGGCGCGCCGGCUAAGUCGGUAUUUCCAAUAUGGCCGCCACUCGGUGUGUAUAAACAGUGCGAUCGGAGUGCAUUUAGUCCCGGCGCGGCUAGCGAAGGGGGUUUUUGAGCCGGAAAACGCUCCGGCUGGCUAGGUAAGGCUGUUAGGAAGUGAGGGACACCCAGAGAUCCGAGGAUUAGUGCAGCGGCUCGUUUAUUCGGCGAUUUUUUGAUUCCGUUCAAUGUUGAAGUCUGCGACUGUUGGCCGGGAGCGUUAGUAGUAUAAGCGAUAAUAGGCCAACAGUCGUCUCUGCGGCUAGAUUCCAGGCUACCAUAGCACAGCAGUCUGCCUUCAUUCCAAUAUUGUGAGAUUAGUUGGGUAAUCAGUGGUCCUGACCUAAGUAACCUUUGACCUUAAUUGGCAUUUUUCUGUCAGCCAUCUUGUUUGUUCGUAUAUCUAGGACGUAACGUUACUUCUUGGCUUAAAAAAACGCUUUUGCUCACAUUGCGUCUGAGUUACCUUGCGUCUUGUAAGCAGCAUGUCUAGACAACAGGAGUUCAUCUGUGGCCUCUCCCGCGAGGUAACUUUCGCAGUCCUCCCCAGACUGAACAUGGAGGAGCUGAUGUUUGAACUCAACAGAAGGAUUCAAAUCCUCGAAAAAGAGAAUGGCAUCAAGGACAUGUUGGUCAGUAUCCUUCGGGAUGUGAUGUCGGAGGAAUACCGUCAGUUAGAAAGAAUGUCAUCAGUCAGUCCUGCAGACGAAACUACUAUUCCUGUGCAAAAUCUGGAGGUAACUGUAACUACUAUGCAAGAGGAUGUUCAAACCUCGCACACAACGCCCUCAACUCGUGACACUCAGAACCUCAGUAGGCAGGUACUUGUUGUAAGUCAUCCAAUGAGUACUUCUUGCCUGGAGAAACCCCGUGAGGAAACACCUUCGGCUUCCUGUGCACCGACUCCAGACCACCCUGAAGUACGUAAGUGGAAAUGCCACGUGUCUGAAGAUGAUCAAGUCAGCCAAAUUCCUCAACAGUCCAAGCUGGAUCAUUUUGGUCAUCGUACUAUUGACACAGAGACUGGUUUCAGCAACAGUGGACAGGGACAAAGUGACAAAGGAGGAGAACCUCUCAUAUGUGGCGAAUGUGACUAUAGGGCAUGCAAUAAGCUCCAGCUUGUCGAACACAUGAAAACACACACCAAUGAGAAAACGGUCAAGUGUAAUCCAUCCAAGUACAAGAUGUCAUGUAAAAAAGAUCUCGUCGAGCAUACGAAAAGACACAAAGACACAGAGCCUUAUAAUUAUAGGUGUGAAAUUUGUGACUAUCGGGCAAAUCGAAAGUUGCACGCUGCGAGACACAUGAUGUGCCACGCUGGUUUGAAACCCUACAAAUGUGAGGAGUGUAACUACAGCACAACUUUCAAGAGCGACCUUACCAGACACAGGAGGCGUCACACUGGUGAGAGACCCUACAGUUGUCAACAGUGUGACUACAAGGCAAAAGAGAAAGGCAACCUCGUCAAGCAUAUGAGAAAUAAACACAACAUGUCCAGACAACAGGAGUUCAUCUGUGGCCUCUCGCACGAGGUGACCAUAGCAGUCCUCCCCAGACUGAACAUGGAGGAGCUGAUGUUUGAAUUCAACAGAAGGAUUCAAAACCUGGACAAAGAGAACAGCAUCAAGGACAGGCUGGUCAGUAUCCUUAGGGACGUGAUGUUGGAGGAAUUUCGUCUUUUGGAAAGGAAGCCAGGUUUCAGUUCUCCAGACGAAACGACCAUACCCAUCCAAGACCAGGAGACAGCUACCAUGCAAGAGAACGCUAUGACUGCAGAGACUUCAAGUCCUGAUGCUUCACAGCAAAUUUCAAAGAAGGAAAGCGAUAACGUUACAGACUCAUGCAGUGAAAUGCUCAUGCAUACAAAGGAGCUCGAGCUGGAGUUAGACCAAAUACAACUGACUGUUUCAGAACAAUAUCAACCUUGCGGAACUCCAGGUUCACCAACACUUCCUUCAGAAACCCUCCUGACGCAAAUGAAUACCACAGCAGACUCUUGCAUUAGAGAAAAAGACGUUGCCAUGCCGAUUGAGGAUAAAACAGUUGGACCUUGUCAUUACGAGCUCAACAUCAACACUCCUACUCGUAGUCCUACCUGCAGUAUGCAGGUGCUGGAUACACAAAAUACGAUGAAUACAUCUUGGACAGAGAAACCCAUGGAAGGCAAUUCUACACCCAGUGCUGAAACAGCCUUGGCCCCUUGUCAUCUGUCUCCAGACCACGGUGACAUGCAUAUAAAAAUGGAAUGCCAUAUUUCAAAGGGUGAUCAAAUCGGGCAGAUUUCUCAACCUUCAAACAUGAAUCAAACUGAAAACUAUGCUGCUGACAGAGCUAGAGAUACUGGUUUCAUCAACAGCGGACAUGUACACGAGCAUAGUAGAAAAGAUAGAAGUGAGGAGACACCUUUUCCUCCUUGCGGCCCGACUCCAGACAAGGAUUGUGAGAACAUGACUUCACUCCUUCCUGCAAGUGACUCACAAAUAGAUCCCAAGUGCUACGUGUGUGACGUGUGUGGAUUUAAAACACCAUCGGCACAUAGUUUCGCCAAUCAUAGGCGACGUCACAAAGUGUUACAGCCUUUCAUGUGUGGCGAAUGUGGUUACGGGGCACGCAAUAAGUACCGACUUGUCGAUCACAUGAAUAAACACACUGGAAAGAAACCGUACAAGUGUAAUCAAUGCAACUACAAGGCAUCAGUGAAACGAAAUCUAGUCCAGCAUAUGAAAAGACACUCUAGUGUUAAACCCUACAAAUGUGAGGAAUGUGGCUACAGGACAACUUAUAAGGGUGAUCUUAUUAAACACAUGAGGCGUCAUACUGGUGAGAGACCCUACAGUUGUCAAGAGUGUGACUACAAGUCGAUAGACAAGUCCAACUUCGUCAGGCAUAUAAGAAAGAAACACUAGUGAAGCUACUACCAACCAGAAGUAGAACGUGAUAUGUAUGUAUGAUAGGUAUUCAUGGUAUAAACUUUUUUUAUCUUUUAUUUGAUACCUAGAAACCAGAUUCAAAAUUAAACAUUUCUUGUUGCAACUAUUUAUCUAAUACACUUAUCUUAUCUACAUGAACUUAUCUUUCUGCAUUGAUGAAAGUUAAACAUCCAGGUUUUUGCCAAAUAGCAGUUACUCAAACCAAGGAGGUUAAAAACGUGUUUUUUAACCUCCUUGCUCAAGCCAACACAGUGUCACCAAUGAAAGAUAGUGGAUGCUAUCUGAAACGUAUUGCUGUUUCCAAAACCACACCAAGCUGCUUGAGUAACUGCUAUUGGGCAUAUAUAGCGUUUUGGUUAUUUCUGUUACCAGAGUAGGUCUAUGUAGUGACUUCACAUUGCUUUAUAGCGGUGCGACUAUUUAGACAAUUCUACAUGAUUUAAGCGUACCAAAGAUUGUUUCAAUAGCAUGUGUGUUAAGUUCCACUCUAGUCGGACUAAGAUGUUGUACAAAGUUUGUAGCAGUGUAUUUACUUACAGAUAGUAAAUGUAUUCAAAACAAAGUGAACACAUUUUGGUAUUUGUUUCAAGGCAUGGUACGUGCUUUGUGACGUCUGCAUGUCAAUAUACUUGCCACCAACAAUAAAGCGGAACAUUCUCAUAGCCUCCAAGGUCUUGCCAGUCUAGCAAUGGUCCAUGUUAUAAGGUAUUAGACAUGCACAAAUCAACAGAAUGUUCCCCUGACUCAGUAGUGUUUGUUGUUAAUCUAGCAUCUUGAAGCAAAAGUUGUCAGGCUACGAAUUGCAAACUCAUGAGGUACCAAGGAAAUUAAAUGGACUUAAGUAUACUUCUUGUUGUAUUAUUGCAGCUAGUAAUUAUCUGGGUAGUAAGGCUAUCAGUGGCAUUCUGUAAAAAAUAUGGGAAAGUUAGUACCGUUAAAAGUAUUAAACUUACAUUCUAAUGUUA
Messenger RNA from Branchiostoma floridae (Florida lancelet), 3929 nucleotides. Its product is annotated as zinc finger protein 184-like. Gene Ontology annotation, biological process: regulation of transcription by RNA polymerase II. The coding region runs from base 520 to 2940 and encodes 806 amino acids. Gene Ontology annotation, molecular function: DNA-binding transcription factor activity, RNA polymerase II-specific; RNA polymerase II transcription regulatory region sequence-specific DNA binding. The record is from RefSeq and is a predicted model, not a curated record. Gene Ontology annotation, cellular component: nucleus. The transcript has 3 exons. NCBI's taxonomy places the organism in Eukaryota, Metazoa, Chordata, Leptocardii, Amphioxiformes, Branchiostomatidae.